Messenger RNA from Sporothrix brasiliensis 5110, 1095 nucleotides. RefSeq lists its product as uncharacterized. Lineage: Eukaryota; Fungi; Ascomycota; Sordariomycetes; Ophiostomatales; Ophiostomataceae. The transcript has a single exon. The record is from RefSeq and is a predicted model, not a curated record. The coding region runs from base 1 to 1095 and encodes 364 amino acids.
AUGGCCGCUCUUGUCCCAACCGACGCAAGAAACCAGCUCCAGGACCUAUCGGGCAUCGUCAUCCAACCCGGGGAAAAUCCCUACGUAGCCCUCAUCAACGCCUGCGACAACGACCCGGCCAAGAUCCAGAAGCUCUACGAGACGCACCGCACGCUGCGCAACCAGCAGCAGCGCGCAAAAUUUCUGGAUCCGGCCUUUACAGAGGUCCUGGUCGACCCGUUCCUUAUCCGCAUCGAAAACCCCAGCAUUGAUCCCUCCUUUGCCGACCCGCGGCAUGGCCUUGUAUUCUGGGCCCGCCCUCCAGAGCACGUCCUGCAGCUCACCGCCCAUGUGCAGAGCCUCCUCCAGAAGGCCGGCCCCCGUGGGCUGUGGCUCAUGCCCACGAACCGCCAGCACAUGACGGCCCUCGAAAUCACCCACUCCAAGACGCCCGCGGAGGCGUUUGCCGUCGUCGACAAAAUGGCCAAGUCCAUGACGCAGGCGACGGCGGACGACGGCAGCCUCACCGCGGAGUCGGGCAUUGCUUCGAUUGUCAACUACCCCUAUGCGCACCGCGCGCGCCUCGUCAAGCCCAUGCUCUCGUACGACCUGUCCGCCGUGGCGUUGUCCUUUGUGCCGGCUGCCGGCGAACCCAGGGCCUCGCCGGCGCCUAUCCCGCCGGCGCAAAACACCGCUGUUGAUGCUGUUGGCGAUGCCUACACAUACCACCAUCUGCGGCGCGACCUGUUUGACCGCGCCCAGGCCACGGGGGUCGAGGUGGCAUCGCGGUACGUUGUGCCCAGCGCGCAUAUUACGCUGGGUCGGUUCAUUGGACAGGACGAUCAUGCCACGCCCGAGGCGCGCCAGGCGUGGGUGGACACGCUGGACGAGAUCAAUGCGUGGCUGGAGAAGGAGGUAUGGGACAAGGUGUGGGAGCUGUCGGAGACGGACAGCGAUAUCGCGGGAGUGAGCGGCUACCGGAAGCCUGACCUGCCGCCCCCGCACCGCCGGCUGGUGGGUGAGUGGGUGGUCGGGCAGGAGCGCGGGCUUGAUGCGCGGACGGGUGCUCUGUGGUACGGCGGAGGCCGGAGCGUCAUGGUCGGACAGGGCUUCUGA